CACUCCUUCGUGGCCACAAACAAUUACAAGCUUUAAUAUGAACAUAUAGAUCUAUGAAACAAUAGAUCUGUGGUUUCCUUUCCACUACUACUUGUGACCGAUUCAUAGGAAUUGUCGAAAACAUCAUCAUCACAAAUCACACAACACACAACACAUCCAUGGAUUUUGAUGGCAAGUUUCUCAACACUGUUCUCCUCCUUGUGUCCACCAUAGUUGUUGCAAAACUCAUCUCAGCCUUCAUAGUUCCCAAAUCAAGAAAACGUCUCCCUCCAAUCAUGAAGGGUUUACCCUUCAUUGGAGGGCUUCACCGUUUCCUUAAAGGUCCAAUCUUGAUGCUUCGUGAGGAGUACCCUAAACUUGGCAGUGUCUUCACCUUGAAACUUUUCCAUAAGAACAUCACUUUCUUGAUUGGUCCCGAGGUAUCUGCACAUUUUUUCAAGGCCCCAGAAUCUGAUCUUAGUCAACAAGAGGUGUAUCAGUUCAAUGUGCCAACUUUUGGACCUGGGGUGGUCUUUGAUGUUGACUAUUCUGUGCGGCAAGAGCAGUUUCGGUUCUUCACUGAGUCCCUCAGGGUCAACAAACUCAAGGGUUAUGUUAAUCAGAUGGUUACAGAAGCUGAGGACUAUUUCUCAAAGUGGGGAUCAAGUGGUGAGGUUGAUUUGAAGUAUGAGCUUGAGCAUCUGAUCAUCUUAACAGCUAGCAGAUGUCUCUUGGGGCGUGAGGUUCGCGACAAGCUCUUUGAUGAUGUCUCUGCUUUGUUCCAUGACCUUGAUAAUGGGAUGCUUCCAAUCAGUGUUCUCUUUCCAUACCUCCCCAUCCCAGCUCACCGUCGCCGAGACAAAGCACGCAAGAAGCUUGCUGAAAUCUUUGCAAGCAUCAUAUCUUCUCGCAAAAACACCAGCAACUCAGAGGAUGACAUGCUGCAGUGCUUCAUUGACUCAAAAUACAAAGAUGGUCGUGCAACUACAGAAGCUGAAGUGACUGGACUUCUCAUUGCUGCCCUUUUCGCGGGACAACACACUAGUUCAAUCACCUCCACUUGGACUGGAGCAUAUCUCCUUAGUCACAACCAGUACCUUUCUGCUGUGUUGGAGGAGCAGAGAAAAUUGAUGGAAAAGCAUGGGGAAAGAGUUGAUCAUGAUGUUUUGGCUGAAAUGGAUGUGCUGUACAGGUGCAUUAAAGAAGCCUUGAGACUCCACCCUCCACUGAUUAUGCUGCUGAGAAGCUCACACAGUGAUUUUAGUGUCAAAACAAGAGAGGGGAAAGAAUAUGACAUUCCCAAGGGUCAUAUAGUAGCCACAUCACCUGCUUUUGCGAACCGGCUAGCUCACAUUUUCAAGGACCCUGAUAGGUAUGACCCUGAUCGAUUUGCUGUGGGGAGGGAAGAAGAUAAGGUGUCUGGGGCAUUCUCAUACAUUUCAUUUGGAGGGGGCAGGCAUGGAUGCCUUGGGGAGCCCUUUGCAUAUCUGCAGAUAAAAGCCAUAUGGACUCAUUUGCUAAGGAAUUUUGAACUGGAGUUGGUGUCACCUUUCCCUGAGAUUGAUUGGAAUGCCAUGGUUGUGGGAGUGAAAGGAAAAGUUAUGGUCCGGUAUAAGCGGAGGCAGCUUUCUGUUAAUCAGUAGGACCAAAGUUUCAGUGUUUGGCAUGAUUUCAUUUUUAAGAACUUCUUGUUUACCUUGCUGGUUCAGCUUCAGUCCAAGUUCCCUGUUUACUUGACUUUGGAUGUCUAGAAUCUUGAUUUUAACUUUUUGCAAUUUUGGUUAAGUGAUUUUAAUGUAGUUACUUGGGUUCAAGUGAAAUGGUUAGAGUAUCAUGCUGCUUGGGAUAUUCUGGGGCUGUAUCUCCCUGAAACAGUCUACCUUUCUGUUCUGAUCUUAAUUUGC
This is a messenger RNA of Gastrolobium bilobum, 1883 nucleotides long. Its product is annotated as obtusifoliol 14-alpha demethylase. The transcript has 2 exons. The record is from RefSeq and is a predicted model, not a curated record. Gene Ontology annotation, molecular function: oxidoreductase activity, acting on paired donors, with incorporation or reduction of molecular oxygen; monooxygenase activity; iron ion binding. NCBI's taxonomy places the organism in Eukaryota, Viridiplantae, Streptophyta, Magnoliopsida, Fabales, Fabaceae. Bases 159 to 1622 code for a protein of 487 amino acids.